Molecule: messenger RNA, 904 nt
Organism: Anopheles stephensi (Asian malaria mosquito)
Lineage: Eukaryota; Metazoa; Arthropoda; Insecta; Diptera; Culicidae
Exons: 2
Coding region: 49-789 (246 amino acids)
Source: RefSeq, a predicted model, not a curated record
UACGGUACGCUUAUUGCUUUAGUACAACUCUCUGUCACCACAGAGUGCAUGAGUGUUGCGAUGGCUUUGUCAGGAAAGUUGCUUAUUCCGGUGAUCGGCGUGGUGCUGCUGUGUGGAGUAGUGUUUGCGGGCGAGCUCAACUAUGACGACAUCAAUACGUUGCCAACGGAGGAGAAGCGUCGUAUCAUCCGGGAGCUGCUGCGGGCUCAGCGAGACAUUCGCGGUGCCCUGCUCAAGAUUCACUACAGCCUGAAUGGGGAAGAGUUCGAUGCGGACGGUAAGGAGGACCCAUACUGGCAGGGAUGCUGGGAUAAGGAGUUGGCCGGCUACAGGCAAUCGAUCGAGGCGAAGGUAAACGCGCUGAGCAGUGGUCUGGAGCAGGCACACCAGCUGAUGGAUGAGAUCAAUGAGCGGGUGAAGCCGCACUGGUACGGACAUCACAAGCCGGGCUAUGGUGGUUCGUAUGGUGAGUAUGGCCCACCAGGCUACGGUCCAGGAUACGGUCCGGACUAUGAAGGCGGCUACAGACCAGGUAAGCCCACGUUCCCGGAGACUACCAGCUACCGACCGACCACGGAAUCGUACAACCCCGGCGGUGAUGAUGAUGAUUAUUACGCGCGGAAUCGUCCCGUAGGUGGCAACCGACGAUAUGGUCGCGAGCUGGACGUGUCCAAGCAGACGGAAGCCGAAGCGACACAGGCCGAGGUGAAGGCAGAGAAAGCGGUUGAUCCGAUCGAGGAAAGCGCAGUCAUCGAUGCACUAGAGCAGCUGUCCGAGGCGAAACAGUAGGGAACACGAAUCUUGCGAUACACAACCGAAAACAAGCUAGGAUUAUUUAUUAGGAAACACUUUGGAAUCAUUCACACAAAAAACACUGUUUACAAUAAAUCAAACUUAAAAUGAA